AAGUUCUAAUAAUCCCCUGUUUUUGAAAUUUCUAACCCCAAAAAACCGUUUUAAUUUUGUUGUUUAGAUCCAUCCCCGAUAAAUAUUAAGACCCUCCCUCCCCCAUUUUCUCUCCCUUGUGUUUCCCUCCCUAGUCCAAUCCAAGUCUCCCCCUAGCUUCUUCUUCUUCUUCUUCUUCUUCUUCAUCAUCAUCGAUCAUCAUCAUCAUCAAAUAUUCACAUUCUUGCUGUGAACCAACUGAAACCGCUUCUUGCAGUUUCGGCGUUUUCUUAUCACGCUUUUUGUUCCUCUCAAAGAUCACCCUAGUCUGUUGGGCGAGCUUCUUUGGAAUUCGCGCCGCUGCCUUUUCGCGUGACUCUCCUGCAGAUCUUCAUCCAUAUGAGGUAUUGUUCCUUCCAUGAGGGUCAUCAUCUCUUUUAAGGGGAAUUGCCAACUCAAACCUGUUAAAUAAUGCAGAUCAGCUAUCGCUUGCUACCUGCAGUUCCUUUUUCCGUGCAUUUAUAGUCAGAAGCUUGUAAAUAACAUGGGAAUCCUUUCACGCAGUGCGGUUGCUAGAAAACCAAAUGAGACAAUGAGGCUUAUUGUGACAACUUUUGUAGGAGUAGUUUUUGGAUUCUUGAUAGGUGUAUCCUUUCCAACAUUGUCAUUAACGAAGCUGAAUCUCUCAUCCAGCCUUCUUCCAUCAGUUGAUCUAUCAUACAAUGAGAAAGGGAAAUCAAGCAUGUCAGAUUUUUAUUCUUAUGUGAAGAAAAAUAGUAGCUCAACUCAAUAUCAGAGACGAAAUGAUACAUCGAAGAUUUGGGUGCCCACAAAUCCUAGAGGUGCAGAAAUGCUACCCCCAGGAAUUGUUGAAGCUGAGUCAGACUACUACUUGCGCAGAUUAUGGGGCAAGCCUAGUGAGGACUUAACAACCAAACCUAGGUACCUUGUGACAUUCACUGUGGGUAUCAAACAGAAAAAUAAUAUUGAUGCAGCUGUGAAAAAGUUUUCAGAGGACUUUACGAUUCUUCUUUUCCAUUACGAUGGGAUAACAACUGAAUGGGAUGAUCUUGAGUGGUCUAAGCGGGCUAUACAUGUUAGUGUUCGCAAGCAAACUAAAUGGUGGUAUGCCAAGCGAUUUUUGCAUCCUGACAUUGUGGCCCCAUACGAUUACAUAUUUAUCUGGGAUGAAGACCUCGGAGUAGAGCAUUUUAAUGCUGAGGAGUACAUAAAGCUAGUCAGGAAGCAUGGUUUGGAGAUUUCGCAGCCUGGUUUAGAACCUAACAAAGGAUUGACAUGGCAGAUGACAAAGAGAAGAGGUGACCGUGAAGUUCACAAACAAACAGAGGAGAAACCAGGCUGGUGCACUGACCCACAUCUGCCUCCAUGUGCAGCGUUCGUUGAGAUCAUGGCUCCCGUAUUUUCCCGAAGUGCCUGGCGCUGUGUGUGGCAUAUGAUUCAGAAUGACUUGGUCCACGGGUGGGGUCUUGACUUUGCCCUUAGAAAAUGUGUAGAGCCUGCCCAUGAGAAGAUAGGAGUUGUAGAUUCUCAGUGGAUUGUUCAUCAAACUGUUCCAUCGCUCGGUAGUCAGGGUGAAUCACAAGGUGGAAAAGCGCCAUGGCAAGGGGUGAGGGAAAGGUGCAGAAAGGAAUGGACAAUGUUUCAGAUGAGGGUUGCAAAUGCAGAAAGUGCGUAUUUUAAAGCAAUGGAGAUGUAUAAUUCGACGACCGCCCACUAGCUGAGCAGCAACGACACAGCGACUGUACACAUCCAUGACCUCUGUUGUGCUUAGAACUUACAGAUACUAGUAGAAAUCCGUUAUAAGUUCUGUCAUUCAUUAAUUGAUUAAAAACACAAAGAUGAGGCAAACCCUUCUAGAACUUCAGUAGUUAGAGAGAUCUGCUAUGAUCGAGUGUAACAUGUUUUUACUAUAAUUAUUAUCACUACUGUAUGAUGAUGUUAUGCUUCUUAAACAUAACACACAAGACCAAUAAAAUUAGUAUUAAGAGAAGGCGUUUUUGCCAUUGCCGGAAAAA
Rosa rugosa (rugosa rose) is the source of this 2015-nucleotide messenger RNA. RefSeq lists its product as uncharacterized. The record is from RefSeq and is a predicted model, not a curated record. The transcript has 15 exons. Lineage: Eukaryota; Viridiplantae; Streptophyta; Magnoliopsida; Rosales; Rosaceae. The coding region runs from base 524 to 1717 and encodes 397 amino acids.